This is a messenger RNA of Talaromyces rugulosus, 1785 nucleotides long. RefSeq lists its product as uncharacterized. Bases 1 to 1785 code for a protein of 594 amino acids. The transcript has a single exon. Gene Ontology annotation, molecular function: FAD binding; oxidoreductase activity. NCBI's taxonomy places the organism in Eukaryota, Fungi, Ascomycota, Eurotiomycetes, Eurotiales, Trichocomaceae. The record is from RefSeq and is a predicted model, not a curated record.
AUGGUACAAAUAUCAUGUGUCUCCCUGGCAAAAGGCGCGUCUGCAUGGAUCGCCCUUGGCCUCGUCGCCACAACAUCAGCAACAUCUAGUUCAGGCUACAACUGUAGCCCUGGACAGCUCUGUUGGCCGUCCAACAAAGAAUGGGAGAGCCUCAACAGCAGUCUAUCUGGAAACCUAUACCGCACAGUUCCCUUUGCAGCAAGCUGCUAUUACAGCUCUCCGCAUUAUGACCCUUCAUCCUGUGCCGUCGUUGCCGAAAGCUACACAGAAAACCAACCGCGAACAACUGUAUACGGCGCAGCAUCAGGACUGAACUGGGAAUCAUGUCUGUCCAACACCUGUGCCCUCAAUUCUUCGAACCCGUCUCAGGUCCUUUCCAAUGAGUGUUACCUUGGCCGACUGGCGCCAUUGUAUGUCGAUGCUCAUGAAGCCAGUCACGUCGCCACCGCCGUGAAAUUCGCCCAGGCGCAUAAUCUCCGAGUCAGCAUUAAGAACACAGGACACGACUACUUUGGGCGCUCUACUAGCCCCAAUACCCUUGCAAUUUGGACCCACCACAUGAAAACUAUGAAGUACCACGAAGACUUCACUGCAUCCAAUUGCCCUUCCUCGAACGGGAAAAACAUCGGAGAGAUUGGAGCCGGUGCUCAGGCGGCGGACAUAUAUACCUAUUUCCAAAAGUUCAACAUGGAUGUGACUGGUGGCAAUGAAGGAUCGGUUGGCCUGGCUGGCGGUUUUGGUCAAGGAGGCGGCCACGGUGUCUUUGGUCCUUCAUAUGGUCUGAUGGCCGAUAAUGCGGUCGAGUUUGAUGUCGUGACUGCAGACGGCAAAUUCCGAACAAUCAAUCAAUGCAACGACCCCGAACUCUUCUGGGCUAUGCGAGGUGGUGGCGGAGGUGCUUUUGCUGUUUUAAUAAACUACCGCUUCCAACUCCAUACGGCGGUAAAGAUCAAUGUAUACUCAUUCCUGGCCGAAUUCAAGACACAGGGCAACGAAUCUACCAACUGGCCUGUGUUGGAACAGAUUCUCACAAAGCACGCAACUUACCAACCCGUUUGGUCUCACAAUAACGUCUCAGGGCAUGCUUACUACUGGCCAAACGAAGUUGCCCUUUACUUUGUUCUACCUUCGAACAACGUGACAGCUUUGGAGGACCUAACCAGUGAAUUUGCCUCCUUUGUGACGAGUCACACAGAGAUCACUGUCGGCGAGAGCAACUAUACCACCUAUGACACAUAUACCGACUACCUACAGCUUACCAAUGGAAUCGCCAGCAAGCUAUCACCGGGCGGGAUGUACGAAAUUCUUGCAAGUCGACUUGUACCAGAGUCAUUAUUUGAAACCAACCACUCGGUAACCGACUUGGUGGACGCCGUCGUCCAAGGACUUCGCAUCGGCGAAAGCGUGAUACCCGGUCCUACAACCCUAGUGCAAAUCAUCAUGACCACGCCUGUGAACCACCAAAAUGGCGCCGAGACAAGUGUCAAUCCAGCCUGGCGCUCGGCUCUGUGGCAUACUAUCAUGACCAGUGGAUGGACUGAAAACCUCCCCGUCGCAAAUGAGACAGCGUUGGUCGAAUCGUGGUUGGAUACUAUCGAGCCACUGAAAGAUUUGACGCCUGGUGGAGGAUGCUAUGUGAAUGAGGGCCACUACUUGGAACCGGAAUGGCAAGAGACCUUUUUUGGAACGAAUUAUGUAGGAUUGCUUGAGGCGAAGAAAAAAUAUGAUCCUACGCAUUUCUUCGACUGCUGGAAAUGUGUUGGUUGGGAGGGACCAUCUGAGUAA